This is a messenger RNA of Durusdinium trenchii, 2521 nucleotides long. The record is from the annotation of a GenBank genome assembly. NCBI's taxonomy places the organism in Eukaryota, Dinophyceae, Suessiales, Symbiodiniaceae.
AGCGUUCUUUCUAUGGGUCGUACAAGUGCGGAUGCCAGAACCCAGUCAGGCAUCAUGCUGUUCAAGUCCCAGGCCCUCAAACGUUGCCCGCGACAAGGUAAUUCUCCGCUGUGGACACAUUUGGUUUGGCUACGUUUACCCCUUGUCUUUCAUCGCAUCAAGCUUCUUGCGAGCAAGCACUAUAGCCAGUGCAAUUUACGUACUGCUUGCAUUCCUAACUCUGUUUCUGCCUGUCAUCUUUGGACAUGAGACCUGCAGGUGGCAAAGACUACAGCUAUUGGUUUGCUUGAUUUGCGCGAGCCUCUUUUUGGCCGCGGCAAUUCUGCUUAUAUUGUGUAGGCAGCAACUGUUGCUGCAUGAGCCAAAGGCCCUUUUGGCCGCAAAACUGCUCUUUUUCGGAAUCGUUGGAUGCCAUGGCGAAGGUGACUUGCUGCCUGAGGGCAUUGCUUUUUGCACAGCCCUGCUGGGCUGGCUUCUGGGAUGCUGUGCCAAGCACAUACAGGUGCCUCCAUCAGCUUCGGCUGCGUAUGCCAAUCCUUUGAUGUCUCAAACACGUCUUGUAGUAGUGACUCUGAUUCUAUUCUGCUCUGCCAGUUUGCACUUCAAUGUUUUUGCAUUGGUGUACCAUGUUGCAACAGUGUCUAUCAUGUUCUAUUGGGCCUGUGUCAAUCCCUAUAGUUCGGGUUCUGACAAGGACUGCGUUCGAGCAGGACUGAUUUUUCUCCGCUUUACCUUGCUGACGGUAUGUUCGGCACAAGUGCUGUCAGUUUCACUUUUCAGUCUUCCUGGGCUGCCAAUUUUCCUCUCAGAGUCAGUGGCCAGACUGUUGGGCUUAGAGGUGUCUAUCCUGGUGUGCUGGCAAAACUUGACGAGUUUUCUCCUCAUUCAACUGCUUGUGUGGCCUGCAUCAAAGCCAAAGACCAAGCAGUCCUUGGAGAAAGGGGCUUCAGAGGAGUUGCAGCACAUGGAGCAGGCACCAUCACCAGCUACCUUGGCCACGGAGGACCGCGGAAGCCCUGUGCUGAGGAGACAGGAUACGGAAAUUGAUGAUCAAGUACAAGGAGGAUCGCGUGCCAGCGCUUUCACCUGGUCAUUUGUUGCUGAUCAGGUGGGCUUUGCUGCUGGCCGUGCCCUACUUCCCCUAUUCUCAAUGAUUGCCUUAUUCGUGGUCUGGCCUUCACUGAUGACUUUGCCGCUUCUGCUUGCUGGAUUGUCCUUGCAUCACAUUCCAGUGGAUCGCUUCCCGCUUUGCUUCUUCAAGUUGGCCUUUUGCUAUGAAGUCGCAUGCAGUCUCAUUUGGUUUUGCUACAACAUAGGCUGCUCUAUGACGGCGUCACCAUUGUCAACUGUGCCCUACGAGUUCACUUGGCUUGAGCGAGCUGGCUUACAGUGCUACCUUCGCGCAGGACCCUUGAAUCCAGAGCUUCGGCGAUACUUCUUUGCGGUGGGUCAGGGUUUGGCACUGACAGCCGUGGCUGCAUGUGCCAGGAGCAGAACUCGGCAGGCGAUUGCUGCACAUCAAAAAAGAUCAUCCAUGUCUGCCUCCGAGGACGUGGCUGGAUCAAGACCCUUAAAUGCAGGGAGUUGUGCUGCAUCAACAUUCGUGCGCAAGGUGGUAGCAUUUUCGAGGCCGUUCACAGUGACACUCGUGAUCUUAGUGAGCCUUGGACAAAGUCCUCCCAACUUAUUUGGCCUUUCGUACAUGAUUUGGUUGGUGGGCCUUGCUUUAGCUGGGGCUUGGGCGUCCUAUGUAGGCUCUGGAUGGGACCUCCUCCGUGCCAAUGCAUUCAUUUGGCGAAGCCUACUCUUGCUGAGCAACUGCAUAAUUUUAGCGCUGUCCUAUUGCCAGGUUAUGCAAUCCCAAAGUUUUGAUUUGAUCGGAUUGCAGAGAUCUUCACAGUCUGUCCUUGAGGUGAUUUGGCCGCAUUUGGCCAUCGGAGUGCUGGCUGCCAUGCAGACAUUGGCGUUUUCACAGAAAGUGCAGAUUCCAGCGAUGUUUGUGAACAGCAAUUCCGCCUUUGCAUGGUUCCUUUGGAUUGCGGGGAUUUUCAUUGAGAUGGGGCUAAUGCUCAAUUUCGUAAUGAUCAAGCCCUUCACGGCCGACUCCUUCUUCAUUCUAAUUCUCUUCCUAGGCAUUGUCGCUGUAGAGCAGUUUGAUGCGCCGAGUCGAUGGCGAAACUGGCUCCUCACUGCCACAGCAGUCUCCUGCGCAAUCCUUGUGCUAGCGCGCUACACCAUACUGAUGCCCAAGGUCCAGGAGCGGCUUGAAGAAAAAUUUGCUCAUGGCUCAUCACUUCCAAAGGAAAAAUUUCAGAUUAUUUGGGAGGCAUUUGCACUUGGAGACACCAGCUUUGAGGUGCAGGUGAAACUGGGGUACUUGGCUACGACGAUGCUUCUUUCCACGGGCUUGCGUCGCAUUUAUCGCUUUGGAGCUGCUGUUGUGGCCUAAAGGAGCAGCUUAAAGGGCACGAGGGUCGUGCAGUGACUGGAGAGUGUGAGAAGCGAGCCUGAUUGGAGCCCG